GGAUUUCCUCACUCUAUCGUACUCCGCCCCUUACCUUACCCCACCAGUAGUGAUAUAUUAUUAUUAAUAAUAAUUGUUCCUGUGGUUAGUCGUCGGAACGCGAAAAAGAUGCACUAUCCCAAUAACUAUUACCGUUGAAUGUACCAUCAAAUCAACAACAACUAAUACUACCGUGAACUUGUGUUUGCGUUACGCGUUUGUGAUAUUAUGGAUUGUUAUUGUUGUACGGCUGCUUUGUGAUACGCGCGGUGUUGACUAGCUCGCACGCGCACACACACGCGCACACUCACGCACACACACACACGUACGUACGUAGGUUUAACGCGUAAUAUUUCCACAGUUUUCGUGCGCACAAAAGAAUAUUCUUACCGUUUUCUUGUGUUUCCACAUCCCCGCACGCAUCGCGGAUCGUAUUCGGCUUCCUUUGUUCCGCUCGCAGAUCGUCAGUCCGUCCGCAACUACGACUGUGUUGCCACCGUCCCUCGGCUGUUUACCCUCUAAUCAUCUCAGGUCUGCGCUGCCACCUUCGUCAUGUCUUACGCGUACCUGUUCAAGUACAUCAUAAUCGGAGACACAGGUGUGGGCAAGUCGUGUCUUUUGCUGCAAUUCACGGAUAAGAGAUUCCAGCCCGUUCAUGACCUCACAAUCGGCGUUGAAUUUGGUGCACGCUUAGUGUCUAUUGAUACGAAACCCAUCAAGCUUCAGAUAUGGGACACCGCAGGCCAGGAAGCAUUCCGAUCAAUCACACGAUCAUAUUAUCGGGGUGCAGCUGGUGCUUUGUUGGUUUAUGAUAUUACUCGUCGUGAUACAUUCAACCAUUUGACAACAUGGUUAGAAGAUGCACGACAACAUUCCAAUUCCAACAUGGUCAUCAUGCUUAUUGGCAACAAAAGUGAUUUGGAAACAAAAAGAGAAGUGAAGAAAGAAGAAGGUGAGGCGUUUGCCCGAGAACAUGGAUUGGUAUUUAUGGAAACAUCUGCCAAAACUUCUGAUAAUGUAGAAGAAGCAUUUAUUAAUACAGCUAAAGAAAUUUAUGAAAAAAUUCAAGAAGGAGUGUUUGAUAUUAAUAAUGAGGCAAAUGGUAUUAAAAUUGGACCUCAACAUUCGACUGGUAACAGCAGUAUACCUGGUGGUAAUAAUCGAUCCAGUGGAAAUGGUUGUUGUUAACUAGUUUUUCAAAGGUCCACUUACUACUAUCUUAAUGCAAUUUCUAUAUUUGCUUAAAAUUUGGGUUAUACUUCUUCAUUUUUUUUUUUUUUUUUGAGUGAAUUAUAUUCAAUAUUCAUUAAUAGACCUUAUGUUAUUACAUCACUGAAAUUAAUGUUGAAAGUAAAAUAACAUAAUUUUACGAUGCUGGUCUAGUUGUAAAAAUAUUUUAAGUCAUA
This is a messenger RNA of Sipha flava (yellow sugarcane aphid), 1385 nucleotides long. RefSeq names its product ras-related protein Rab-2A (gene Rab2). Bases 532 to 1167 code for a protein of 211 amino acids. The record is from RefSeq and is a predicted model, not a curated record. The transcript has 5 exons. Gene Ontology annotation, cellular component: Golgi apparatus. Gene Ontology annotation, molecular function: GTP binding; GTPase activity. Lineage: Eukaryota; Metazoa; Arthropoda; Insecta; Hemiptera; Aphididae.